GAAAUGUAUGAGGAGAAAAGACACGGUUUUCGCAUUUCUUUGAGGAUUUUAAAUAGAGAAUCUUGCCUGCAAUCAGAAGUACUGUCCGCAUGUUUACCCCGGGGAGGUGACUCGUUAUUACGUCGGACUGUUUCAGCCACACCCACACAGUGAUUGAGACCUUCAGUGAAGCUCCUCCUACAACAAUCCACCAAUAAAUGCUGGAGUCAAACACACAGAGAAAUCACUCCAUGAGUGACAACUGAAAUCUUCAUGACAUAAUGUUGAUGCUGGUGAAAGAGCUUGAGAAAAUGACAGAUCCGCAACCAUGCAGAAUAAAGGAUGAAGACACUGAGGAACAAAUAGAUAUGAUGGGAGUGAAAGAGGAGAGUCAAGCUGAAGUGGAUGAGAAACAUCAUAUUGUAAAAAUAAAUCAUAAUGUUUCACAGAAAGAAACACUGAAGACAGAAGACAUAAAGAGUGAAAAUAGUUUCAGUGAAGAUGAACGCCCUGCAGAUCACAAGAGGACUCACAGUGAGGAGAAACCUUUCACAUGUCAACAGUGUGGAAAGAAUUUCAGAAGAAAAGGUCACCUUAAAGAACACAUGAGGACUCACAGUGAAGAGAAACCUUACACAUGUCAACAGUGUGGAAAGAGUUUUACCUUUAAAUCGAAACUUAACCGGCACAUAAAAACUCACAGUGGGGAAAAGCCACACGCGUGCCAGCAUUGUGACAAGAGUUUUCCAUCUACAGGUGAACUUAAGAUACACAUGAGACUUCACACUGGUGAGAAACCUUACACAUGUCAUCAAUGUGGAAAGAGUUUCAGAACAAAAUGGCACCUUAACGCACACAUUAGAAUUCACACUGGUGAGAAACCACAUCCGUGCCAUCACUGUGGAAAGAGUUUUAUAACUGCAAGUGACCUUAAGAAACAUUCAAGAAUUCACACUGGAGAGAAACCUUACAAGUGUCAACAGUGUGGAAAGACUUUCACCUUUAAAACAGGCCUUACCCAACACAUAAAAAAUCACAGAGGGGAAAAGCCAAACACGUGCCAUCACUGUGAAAAGAGUUUUCCAUCUACAAGUGACCUUAAGAUACACAUGAGUUCUCACACUGGAGAGAAACCUUACACUUGUCAUCUAUGUGGAAAGAGUUUCAGAACAAAACCUCACCUUAACAUACACAUGAUGAUUCACACCGGAGAGAAACCUUACACUUGUCAUCUGUGUGGAAAGAGUUUCAGAAGAAAACAUGACCUUAAUGCACACAUGAGGAUUCACACCGGAGAGAAACCACAUGUGUGCCAUCACUGUGAAAAGAGUUUUACAAGUAAAAGUAAUCUUAAGACACACAUGACAGUUCACACUGGAGAAAAACUGUUCACAUGUCAUCUGUGUGUAAAGAGUUUUAGAACGAAACGUAACCUUAAUAGACACGUGAGAAUUCACACUGGAGAGAAACCAUUCACAUGUCAACACUGUGGAAAGAGUUUUAUAAUGAAAUUUGACCUUAAUGCACAUGUGAGAAUUCACACCGGAGAGAAACCAUACUUGUGUCAUCAGUGUGGAAAGAGUUUCAGGACAAAACCAAAACUUAAUGCACAUUUGAUCACUCACACUGAAGAGAAACCGUUCACAUGCCAUGAGUGUAAAAAGAGUUUCAAAACAAAAGCUGCCCUUAAAAAACACGCAAGAUUUCACACUCAAUAGAAACCAUUCAUGUGUCAACAGUGUGGAUAUGGCAACAAAGUUUAGAAAUCAGCUGAGGUCUUAUUGUGUUCUUGUGUUCUCGUGAAACGUCAUCAGUCGCGGCCCAAGUACUGUUCCAAUUCCAAGUUCACAUCAAGCCAAGUUCACAUAACAUCUCAGGAUGUGUUCUUGAUCCGCUCAUUUUAUUAAGGAUGCAUCAGAAGGUGAUUUGUGUGGACUUACGACAGCCAAGUUUAAGUUUAAGAAGCUUAAAACCUGCACAAUAUUUGAAAUAUUACUCUUUCUGUGUCAUAAAAUGUAGCCGUUUAGUCGAGAAUAUAGAUGAAUAAAGUAAAGAUAGUGCCUAUAAUAAAAUUUUCUCUGACAAUUUUGGAUAUGUGAGUUUCAGGUGAUCAGCUUGCCGUCCGCGCUGUGUACACCACCGAGGGCAGCAGGGUGAUUUAUUGUUUUUUCUUCUUAUACUUCCAGUUAAAGAAUUGGGGGCUCUUAAAGGUGCUCUAAGCGAAUUCACGCGUUUUAGACCAUAAAACAUUUUUUGUUACAUACAGCAAACAUCUCCUCACUAUCUGCUUGCUGCCUGUCCGCUGAUCAAACUGUAAAAAAAACUCGAUCUCUGUAGACAGCCUAGGCUCCACAAACUGCAAUAACAACAAAGUGGCCAAACCUGCACCACGAAACAAAACAAAGUGUUCUAGCCAAUAAACGACAAGAAGGAUUUGGGGGUGGGGGUUAGGCGCAUUCAUGAAAGCACGGAAGAGAGGGGGAGGAGUUAGCUACGCUCCGUUUGUUUGAAAACAGUUCAAACAUCAACAAAAAGUAACGUCACACAGAUUCACUUAGAGCACCUUUAAAAUAGAUUUUACCUGUCUAGGUGGGUCCUGGAUUGAAUGUAUAGUAUUAUAUAGUAGGGGUUGGACCAAAAAUGUAUUCUUCGAUUCACGAAUGUCAAAAAGAGAAGGGUUUUCCCCCGAGCCAAAAUCCAUGUGAUCUCAAAAGAUGCCUCAGUUAAACGUUCGGCUAUAGAUUUUGUCCUGUGUAUAAGCCUUUGUUGUCCAGAAAGAGAGAAAGAAAGUUGCUUUAUUUGUCUUUUCCUUAUUUCAUUUCCAGGUGGAUAGUUUUUAUUGAAUUGUGGGUGCGUAGUUUGGAAAUGCCGCUCCAAAUUACCUCGCUUGAAACUAGAAAGGGUUUUUUGCAUAUUAAACACAAAGGGUUUGAUCCGUGGAGAACAAAAAAAUCAUCCGUCGACUUUUCUUGAAAUGUCCUAUGCUCAUCUGGUAUAACGCGUACCUUUCUCUUUUUAACAGGUGUUGACUCUCCACAAACCCCGCCAUCUUUGUCAUCAUCUUGUUGAUUUGCAGUUGGUGUAUGCUCCAAAUUUGUAGUUUCCUCGUUGUCACUGUCACAUUGCUUUGUUGCUGUGAACUUGGUGCACGAGUUUGUUUAAUUAGAAAUCGCUCCAUUUUCAGUCCGAAUAUAACACAAGCUGAAUUGGCAUGAAAUUUUGGAAAUAAUUUGCAUAUUCUACGGAUACUCGUAAGUACGCACAUUGCGUAUAGGACCAAACCACUAGGGGGGAGGCAUUACUCUUAAUUUCAUGCGGCACUCCACAGACUGAAAGGUGUGAGAAAUGAAUAUGCUGCAUAAGCAAAUACAUAAAUGCGCAUCCGGAGCAGAAAAUACAUGAUUGAAAAGCACACGACUGCAUUAUCAUAUAUAUUUUACCAUCUUGCAAGCCACAAAUUAAAGCUUGGCGAGCCGCGCAAUGAAGAACACUGUUGUAGAUUAAUAAUUUUAAUACUUCUCUUUACUUUACUUCAUAUACUAGUAGAGGACCUUGGCUGCAGCACAUUGUAAUUAUUAGGGGUCAAGCACCGAAGGUGCUGAGACACCUAUUGGAAUUGUCAGUAUUAUUAUUAUUAUUAUAUUUCCCCAAUGGGAGUCUAUGGCAGCCCUAUGAACCCUACAUAGGAAAAUGGUGAAAUUUGGCACAGUUGUAGAGGUGGUCCUGAAAAGUCAAGUGACCAAAAAUGGGGUCUCUAGCACUAACUCUAUAGCGCCACCAGCAGUGCAAAAAUUCAAUGUUCAAAUGGUUAUAACUGCUGAUCCGCUUGAUCUAUGAAAAUUCUACUUAGUACAGCUGAUUGCUCUCCUCAUGCUUAUUGUUUUUAAUACCUUACAGUUAGACUCCACCCAUUACAGUAGCGGCCAUUUUGAAAUGUACAGUAUUCCGUUUAUUCGCUACUCCUCCUUUAAAUUUGGUUCAAUUGUUAUGAAUUUUGGCACAGAUGAACUUUGGAGUGAGUCGCACCGAAAUGACCAAACAGAAUUUUGAUAUCUAUCUCUGUUCAAAAGUAAUAAAUGCGCAAACUUAACGAGGUUGACGCAUAAAUGGUUCUGAAGCUGUAGCUCGGUCAUUCUUUAAUCAAUUAAAAUGAAAUUUGGUACACUUCAUGUGGACCAUGAACUGGGGGUCCAUGCCUAAUUUGGCGACAGUGCCAACUAUGGGUCAUGAGAUAUGGAAAAUGGCUUUUUUUCCCAUAACUACCGAAAUGUUUGUCAGAAUUUUAUGAUCUUGGUGUCUACGGAUUCUUUGGCUCAUGACGAAUCUGUCGAUAUGUAUUAUGUCAGGUUUGACCACACCACCUGUCUGCCAUUUUAAAAUUUGUCAUAAAUUUGUAUAUCUUUUAAACUAUUGGACAUAUUCGUGCAAAAAUAGGUAGGGAGCUUCGGCAUGAUGUCCUGAAGGUACCUGGGAAGUCAGAGUAAAGCGCCACCUAGGGGUUAUGAACUAUAACAGUUCUUUUAGAACUGCUUAUAUCUUCAAAUUACUUUGUCUGAUAUACAUUUUCUUUGUGAAAUUGUAUUCACUGGUUUAUGCCAUUCGCAACAAUACCUUGUUUGUCAUUUUCCAUCAUUCUGUUCAUGUGUUAUUGUAAGGCAUAUGGUAAAUGAUUUUUUCGCUACUCCUUUUACAAAUUUUGUUUAUUUUAUGCCAGGUUCUGCUCGUAUAAUGUUUGGAGCAAUCCGCACAGACGUGAUUGAACAGAUUUUUCUGCUGCGUGUCAAAUUUUUGAGAAAUACCUCUGCCUGUCAUGCU
Messenger RNA from Paramisgurnus dabryanus, 4794 nucleotides. RefSeq lists its product as uncharacterized. Gene Ontology annotation, cellular component: nucleus. The record is from RefSeq and is a predicted model, not a curated record. Gene Ontology annotation, molecular function: RNA polymerase II cis-regulatory region sequence-specific DNA binding; DNA-binding transcription activator activity, RNA polymerase II-specific. Lineage: Eukaryota; Metazoa; Chordata; Actinopteri; Cypriniformes; Cobitidae. Gene Ontology annotation, biological process: regulation of transcription by RNA polymerase II.